Nilaparvata lugens (brown planthopper) is the source of this 1561-nucleotide messenger RNA. RefSeq lists its product as uncharacterized. The coding region runs from base 288 to 1286 and encodes 332 amino acids. The record is from RefSeq and is a predicted model, not a curated record. The transcript has 7 exons. NCBI's taxonomy places the organism in Eukaryota, Metazoa, Arthropoda, Insecta, Hemiptera, Delphacidae.
GAUAAGGGAAGGUUGUCGUUCUCCUCUCAGUAGUUUUUUGACACAAGAAAACGUGAUCUAAAAAUUUCGGGUUUUUCCAAAUUUUAAUAUUUUUAAGUGGUUGAGUUGAUUUUUUAUCUUCAUAUUUAGUUUUCGGUUGAGUAUUGUCUGAAUAUUUGGAGGAAAUUGGGAGAAUGAGAGAUUCCAGAACUAAGAUGACCUACUCGUUCAGUUUUUUGAAGUUCAUCAGUCAACUACAGUAUGCCAAACAAAACUGGUCCUGAAUCUGUCCAAAAGGUUUGAAGGUCAUGAACGCUACCAACACAACGCACAGAUACUCGAGUGAUGACGUCAUCAAGCCAAGCAACCAGAUACAGGACGAGACACCUCACAUCGUUUACUAUGAGGAGCCAACCCUCACCAUACCACCGUUUCCAACUGACCCCAAUGCUCUACACCCUGGGAGUGUAGUGAUACGCACAGAAGAGGCACUGAUAGUGAUAAUGGUGUUGGUGCUAUGGGUGGCAGCCAUUGCUCUGUUCUUCAACCGCUGGGGCAAAAUCCGAAUGCUGGAGCCCUAUCAACCCAAAUUCCAUCAGGAGCAUAGACCCAGCUGUCCUGCUGCUGAUACUAUUGGAGGACAUUCUCAGCUACAACAACACCGCACCUCCGUCUCCAAGUUCACCAUGAUGGACCCCCCUGUCUUCGCCUCUGUGCCCCCCACCUACCGCACCUUGGCAGCCAACAACCGUCCGCGACAAAACUCUGUGUUUGUUGGAGCCAGUUUGAACCAGUUGCCAACUAAUCCGCCCCGCAAGACCAAAUCUGCCAUGGAUAUUCAGUCACUGGUUCUCAAUGAACAGAGCUGUUCAGCUAGUGGGAGUAUUAUCAGUAAUAGUGGUGCUGGUCUGGGCAUGAAACAGUCGCUGAGUCCUCAGGACCGACGCACCUCAGUCAGUGGUUUCCUCAGGAGACCAUCCUGCUCUACAGGCCUACUUCUCUCGCCAUCAAUAACAGGCAGAAGAAACUCAGCCAUCAGCGACUUCCUGCCUCUGAAGGACCGUCUUCAACCCCAUUACCAUACCGACUUCCUCACUCCCCUACCCUCCUGCUCUCACUUGAGCCCCGGCUACUCCGGACUUCCAGGUAUGUCCGGACUCUCCACUAGUCCGGGCAACCGUCGGAUGUCAAUGUGUGCCGUCGACCAUCACUCCAGGGAGCGGCGCCCAUCUUUCAACAAUGUGCUAGCUCAGGUCACAGCUGAGAGGCGACCUAGCAGUAGUAUGCUCAGGAUUAGCAAUGUUUAGUUAAGGGAACAUUAAUGAGGACUAAGUGAAUUAGUAGAGAAAAUUUAAGAAAUAUGUGAGAAAGUCAAGGGGAAAUUGAUAGAAACUAUUUGAGAAAUGGCAAAGGAAAGUUAGUGAAGCCGAUGAGAGAUGGAUGAGUGGAGGCUUAGUAGAUAUGCUCAGGGUUAGUAAUGGCAUAGAGAAACGAUAGCAUGAGUAGAUAUCCCAUGGUAUAGGGCGUUUAUGUCGCAACUUUUACUGUUAUCCCAAGCUGACAGUUCACGUAGUUAUUUCCU